AUGCGUGGCGUGGCGUGGCGUGGCGUGGCGUGGCGUGGCAUGGCGGGGCGGCACGGGUCGGAGGGCCGACCUCCUACAGGGUCCCGCUCCGCACCUCAGAGAUCCCUGACGUCACCACAGCACAGUCCAUCAAACUCUGGGACAAGUCGCAUUGUAUACGCACAAUGCCGCAAAGCUGUUAUAGCGGAAUCACAAUAUCACACACAAUACCCAUUCUAUGAGUGGGAUGAACACAACGUGUAUUCUGCAACCACACUAACAAGACCCAUGGAUGAGCACAAAUAUGUUUCUCCACAUGAACUUCUGGAUUUUGACCAUCAACCAUUGUCAGCCAUUGGAAAGUCUGUUCCUUAUGCAAGUGAGUUAGUGAGAAGAGAUACAUCAAAACCUAUGAAGGAUUGGGAACCUGAAGAAGUUAUCCAAUGGUUCUGUGAGGAAGCUCGAAAUUCUAAUGUUGAUUUUGAGAAUAUCCAGUUGCCACAAUUUAGUAAUGUGAAUGGCUGUAAACUACAAAAUAUGACUUUGGAAGAAUUCACUCAGAAGGAUUAUCAUUAUGGCAAAUUCCUCUAUGAUGCUGUCCGAAGAUACAUGGGCAGAGAAGCAGCCUUUCUAGAUGAUAAUUUGCCACCUUUUAAUAACCUAAGACCAAAAGAUGAAGUCAUCUAUACAGAUCUGAGUGAUUCUCUUGGCAAACCAGCACUUUCAGUGAUUGCUGAUAAUGAUUCCUAUAAUGAUAGUGAUGCUUCUUCUCAUGAGCCUUUUGAAACCAAACCUCCAGUUAUUGCUGCAAAACUUCCUGGACCUCCUGGAGGAAGACGGCCAGUUGGUAGACCACCUAAACCAACACGUACAAAGAGAGGAAAUAAAGAAAAGAAAUGUGGAAGAUUAUGGGAGUUUAUUCGUGAUCUCCUCUUAAAACCUGAGUAUUGUCCAAGCCUUAUUUGUUGGGAAAAUCAUGAAGAAGGAAUCUUCAGGUUUGUCAGAAGCGACAAAGUAGCUGAACUUUGGGGGACAAUUAAGGAGAAUCCCAAGAUGACUUAUGAAAAACUUAGCCGAGCCAUGAGGUAUUAUUACAAGAGUCAAGUUCUGCAACCAGUGCUUGGCAGAAGAUUAGUGUACAAAUUUGGACCCACCGCUAGAGGCUGGAGGACAAACAAUCCAAACUUUCGAGACAGCACAAAAUAGUAAACAUAUUUCAGACAAUGAAUGUCUGUGAUAAACUGUUACCAUACCAGGACACUAUUACGUGGUGAUAUCAAAAAGUUGUGUGGAACUGAAUGAAACAGGGUCAAGAGAAAGUUGUUAUAGUCAGAAAACGUAAAACUUGGUAUUGACACAACUUUUCCUGUAAAAUUUCUUGCAGGAUUGUACAAGUUAUUGUUGUUGUUCAGUGAAGAAUGUACAAAUUUCAUACAAAAUUUUAAUCUUUUUAUAUAUGAGAUUACUUUCUUCCAUGUUUACUUCCUACUAGGAUUGAUUUUCAUCAAAUUGGUUUAUGGAAGUGGGGAAUCACAAGUGGUUACAAAAAGAUGAUUGUUAAUUUGAGGUCUAAUAUAUGAAAUGAUUAGUGAAAGGUUUUAUCUCUGACAAUUGAGCAUUGAUAGAUCUUGACUAUAUAAUCAGCGAACAUAUUGUUUAUUACAUUUUGUAAUAAGCUUGUCAUGUUGAACGUUGUAAAUAUGUGAAUUGUUGCUAGAAAAUGAAAAUGCUGUGAUGGGGAUGAUGUUGCUUGUUUAUUUUCUCAGAUUAGUGCCUUAUCAAGCUGGAAAGAGUUGGUCCCAGAGAAUUUCUUUUCAAGUAUUAUAUUGGAUCUUUCUCUAUUCAGAGAUAUGUCCUUUAAGUUCUACUUAAUGUUAAGUAUGUGAACUGCACAUUUACUAAUUUUGUAUGUUGAGCUUCAACAGCUUUUUGUUUUGGGUGCCAGAGUGCACUUUGCAAGAAAUAUAGGAUAUGAAAAUGAAAGUCUUGCAAUUUACUUUGCAUUAUAAGUUAUUGUGGCUACAGCUUGGUAAUGUGUGUUUCUUUUAAAGUUUACUGAGAAAAUAAAUGAUUUUUAUAUAUAUAUAUAUCUUGUCUGAAGUUUUAUAAAUGUACAUAAACGGUACAUCUGGAAAUAGAGUACUGACAGUCAACAAUGAAUUGGUGGUUGUUUUUAUCCCCUUCCUUCUUAGCAUGAACUUUUUUUAAAUGCAAAAAACAAAAAACAAAAACAAUUCAGUUAAUCAUUUACAAAAAGGAAACAAAAAAGUACAAUACAAAAGAACCUCAAGGAACCUCGAGGUCCAAGUUGGUAAGAACUUGGGGGCAUGUGGGAUUAACAGACUGAUUUUAUCUUAAUCUUAAGGAAUUUCAUCUUCUCAUUGACAAAUUUAUGUGCCUUAAGUGAUUUAAAGCAAAAUUACCUAGUAAUUAAAGCAAAAUUAGCAAUGUAUUUUCUUUUUUGUUAUUACAAAUGUCAUGGCAGCAAAGAUUCUAUUAUAGAAGUAUUCCUAAAAACAUCUUAAAAAAUUGUAUUGACAAACCUUAAUCUUGAAAGUAAGACCAGUUUUUGGUCUUUGGGGUUCAGGCCAUGACUUGGUGAAGUGUUGAGUUAUUGAGUUGCAUUGAAUAUGCGGGAAUCUAAUGCUACAGUGUGCACCCUUGUAAACAAAAAGUCUAGGCGGGUAGAAAAUAAAGUAAUUUGAUAUCAUUUUACAUAAACAUUUAACACUGUUUCACUUAUCUCCUGUAAUUUGAACUCCAAUAGAAAGACUGAACACUGUAGACUUAAAAUGGCAAGGGAAAACUGCCAACAUUUAAACUUGUAGCUAAUUUUAUAGAAUUUUGUAUAGAGAGAAACUAACACUGCAAAGAAGAUAAAGGAGAACAAAAUUUGAGAUGUCAGUAAUUUAUAUUAUUGAUGUCCUGCUGAUUGAUGGAAGGCAUGAUUCUUCUCCAAUACUUAAUCUUAAUGAAUGGGAAAGAUGAUAGCAUUUUCAAAGAUUGAAUAGUGUCAUACACAAAAAAAUAAAAUGAUAUAUGAGUAUUCAUAGUUUGAUUAUUUUAGAAGCUUUUAAUGUUUUCAUCAAAGUAAUUAUGUGAAAAUGCCAGUAAAUAAUAAUAAAGUGAAACUGACUUUGAAAUAUAAAGAUACACUUUGAAGUAAAAAAUAAUUUUAAACAUGCAUUUCAUCUUUCUAUUUAAUAAUGAUUAUUACAUGGUACUAAUUUUUUAAUAAAGUCAUUGCCAAAUGAAAAGACUAUAUGUAUGUUUGAAAUCUGUUUUUUCCUUUUUUGAAGUUGGUUUUACACUAUUUUUUUAUAUUUCAUUUUUGGGAAGAGGCCCUGCUGGAAAAAAAAAAAAGUAUCAUUCCCUCCUCGAAAUGUCUGUCUGUUUCUCUGAGAAAAGAUGUCAUCUGCAUUUUUGUAUAAUUUUUGAAAAUUGAAAGGUUUAAAUGAAUACACAGACACCAUUUACAGGACAACAUAAAACUUACUACUUCAGUCAUAUACCUUCAUUCCCUCCUUGUUCUCUUGAAAGAUUUUAUAACCUCAUUGUUUGUGUCUUUAUUUGAAAAAAAUAUUCCUGCAAUCUUUUAACCUGAUAUAGGCAAUUGUUUAGUGACUGAACAUAUCUAUAAGUGAGUUUUGAUAGAACAAAGUUAUAAAAUUUGACCAUCGGUAUAAUUCAGUGAAUUGCUUAGUAUCCAUUCAAAAAAUUUGAUGAAAAAAUGCAGAGUAGUUUUUGAAAAACUCUUUACAAUUGAAUUUAAAAGUAUGGAAAAAAUACUUACUUGAAAAAACUGUGAAAUGACAAUUUUAACAUGAACAUUAAUUAUAAAAGUGAUAAUAUUGACA
Messenger RNA from Gryllus bimaculatus (two-spotted cricket), 3836 nucleotides. NCBI's taxonomy places the organism in Eukaryota, Metazoa, Arthropoda, Insecta, Orthoptera, Gryllidae. The record is from the annotation of a GenBank genome assembly.